Messenger RNA from Pristis pectinata (smalltooth sawfish), 2383 nucleotides. It is a transcript of the gene spcs2, whose product is annotated as signal peptidase complex subunit 2. Gene Ontology annotation, biological process: protein targeting to ER. The transcript has 5 exons. Gene Ontology annotation, cellular component: signal peptidase complex; membrane. The coding region runs from base 92 to 697 and encodes 201 amino acids. NCBI's taxonomy places the organism in Eukaryota, Metazoa, Chordata, Chondrichthyes, Rhinopristiformes, Pristidae. The record is from RefSeq and is a predicted model, not a curated record.
CUGGUCCCUGUGACGUAGCAGGCACGAGGCGGCCGGCGAUUGGUCGGUUUGUCGGGCGCGCCGUCGGCCUCCCGCGGCUCGGGCGGAUGAAAUGGCGUCGAGGGGAACCAAGAACGGCUUCCUGAGCAAAUGGAAGAUUGAUGACAAGCCAGUUAAGAUUGAUAAGUGGGAUGGUGCAGCUGUGAAAAAUGCCUUGGACGACGCUGCCAAAAAGGUUCUUCUGGAGAAGUACGGGUAUGAGGAAAAUUACGGGCUGAUUGAUGGUCGACUUCUGAUAUGCACAAUCUCCUGCCUCUUUGCAAUAGUUGCCCUGAUCUGGGACUAUAUGCACCCUUUUCCAGAGUCAAAGAAUGUACUGGCGGGCUGUGUUCUUUCCUAUUUUGUUAUGAUGGGGAUUCUCACAUUUUAUACUUCCUACAAAGAGCGAAGCAUAUUUUUAAUUGCUAUACAGAAAGACCCUGCUGGAUUGGAUCCCGGUGACACCUGGCAGCUGUCAUCAUCUCUGCGGAGGUUUGAUGACCAGUACACCUUAAGGAUGACAUUCAUUGAUGGCCGAACCAACCAGGAGCGGGAAAGAGAAUUUACCAAGUCCCUUGAGUACUUCUUUGAUGAAUCUGGAACCUUGGUUAUGGAUCUGUUUGAGCCAGAAGUGUCGAAGCUGCAUGAUUCUUUAGGGAAGAAGAAAAAGAUGAAAUAAGAGUGUGUGUGCUUUGCAUUGUUGUACUGCUGGGAUCAUGCUCAAGAAAAGGAGAAAAAAAAACACAUUAGUUUUGUUGUGAUUGCACCCUGUUUACUGCUGGCUGCUCCCACAGGCUUGCUUGUAUUUUCCAAAUCCAUUCAACAGCAGCGUAUAUUUAUACAGGACCUUUAACAGAGUCAAAAUGUCCCAUGGCAGUUUGCAGGAGGGCUAGAUGUGGCACCAAGAUUGCAAAUGGUCUGAUUCAGUCUCUGGCACUAAGCAGAGAGUUGGCUGGGAAGCAGAGUAUAGUGUGUGGGUAGAUGAGUGCGUGAUGUUACUAGGUUUGAUCUUCCCAAUGUAUAUUGAAGGAAGUUCUGCUCAUCCAGUGACAUCAUGAUGUGUUGGAGUUUAGUGACUGGCUUUCUAUUUCUGCAAGGGUUUGCUUGCUCUGUUAGAACAAUGUGUGGACUUGGGUUCCAGACCAGUCCUACCGAUGGUCAUAUCUCCCUGUAACUGCAUGAGUCCCAUCUUAGCAGUCUGGCAGUGGUUUCAGCUGAGUUGCUCCUGGUUGAAGGCAGUCUUUUCUGACUUGCCCGUCAAUUUGAUACUAAAAUUGGCAUUUACAACAAGGCAAAAGGAAUGGCUAGAUGGUGAAGUGGAUCUGUCAUUCUGAGGUUGAGAUUGAGGGUGAAUUGAGCCAUCUCUUUUUUAAGAAAAAAUCUUUCUCUGGCGGUGCAGAACUUGGUCAAUGUGACUCCAGUUCUGCACUUUCAGUAGUGGGGCACUUCCUGAGUUGGAUAUUUUCAGCUUUUUAGUUCCAGCUUUUCCCCAUAGUGUUUCUUUCCAGCCUUAGAUUCCAUCCAGACAUGGCAGUGGAUGAACAGAUGAGCUGCAUUCAUGGGGAGAAUCCUAAGAUAAAUUAGCGUUCUGUCUUCUGUGCAAGGACAGUUGAGAUACCAGGAUGUGCUGUGUAUAUUUAAAAGAAACCAUCAAAAUCAAUAUGUGCCUGCAAAGGAGCAAAAAGAAACUCAACUGUCCUGAAAUUAUUUACAGAGCCAUUUUUUUUGCAUUCUUUGAAUAAAUAAGCAUGUAUAUUGCACCAUUCACAAGCUUGGAAAUUGCCAGAGAGCCCUACAACCAAGAAGAGCAUGCUUUUGAAAUGUGAUAAUAUAGGACUACACAGAAGCCGAUUUCUGCUCAGCAAGGUCCUGCAAACAGCAACAUGAUCAUUCCAAUGUCUUUGUGAUUUUGGUUGAAGGAUGAACUCCCACACUCACCCUUCCAAUGGUGUAGGAUCUUGCAGCUACAGGAGCAGUAGGCAAGGCCUUGGUUUAAACAUCUCUUAAAAAAAAUGUGUCACUUGAGGUGUAUUGCUCCUUCAGUAUUAGCAGUAAAGGGUCAACCUACAUAAUCUGAUCUAAACUUUGAAGUGGAUCUCGAGUGCAGGAGCUUCCUGACCGGGGUGUGAGAGUUACUGAGUUCGGAUGGAUAUCAUCCGUAAACUGAAUAAAUUGUGGCAUGAUGUCAUGGUUUCAAAGCAGUUUCUAAAUCUAAACCUACCCUAUAAAAAUUCUACAGAUGCUGGGCAAAAUUUUUUUUCACAGAUUUAAACUGGCAAUUGAUACUCUACUCUGAACACCGUGUGAAAUUGCUACAAAUCUAUUUUCUGUGAAAACCAAUUAAGCAGAUAAAACAUCAAGUUAC